Molecule: messenger RNA, 1719 nt
Organism: Drosophila eugracilis
Lineage: Eukaryota; Metazoa; Arthropoda; Insecta; Diptera; Drosophilidae
Gene: ifc
Product: sphingolipid delta(4)-desaturase DES1
Exons: 2
Coding region: 151-1116 (321 amino acids)
Biological process (GO): ceramide biosynthetic process
Cellular component (GO): membrane
Molecular function (GO): sphingolipid delta-4 desaturase activity
Source: RefSeq, a predicted model, not a curated record
CGUCAGUUCAUAGUAAAUUUUUCAAUCCGCCCAGUCGGACGUUUGGACAGUUUCCUUCCUCGCGCCGGUCGAUAAUGUCAGUCAACUAGUACCGACCUGUAGCACGUCAUUCGCAUCAUCGUAGAAUCACAACCAGCCCUAUCAACCGAAAUGGGUCAGAAAGUUUCGCGCACCGACUUCGAGUGGGUGUACACGGAGGAGCCGCACGCCUCGCGACGCAAGAUCAUCCUGGAGAAGUACCCGCAGAUAAAGAAACUUUUCGGUCACGAUCCCAAUUUUAAGUAUGUGGCCGGCUUAAUGGUGCUUACCCAGAUAUUGGCACUUUUCGUAGUGAAGGAUCUUUCAUGGUCAUGGCUUUUAGUGGCCGCCUAUUGCUUCGGAGGCAUUAUAAACCAUUCGCUGAUGUUGGCCGUGCAUGAGAUUUCGCACAAUCUGGCCUUUGGACACAGCAGGCCCAUGCACAACCGGAUUCUGGGCUUUAUUUGUAACCUGCCAAUCGGCUUGCCAAUGAGCAUUUCCUUCAAGAAGUACCACCUGGAACAUCACCGUUACCAAGGUGACGAGACAAUUGACACUGACAUACCCACACUGCUGGAGGCGCGCCUAUUCGACACCACUUUCGGAAAGUUUUUGUGGGUUUGUUUGCAACCUUUCUUCUACAUUUUCCGUCCACUUGUAAUAAAUCCGAAGCCACCUACUCGUCUGGAGAUUAUCAACACCGUUGUCCAGCUAACUUUUAACGCUCUGAUCGUUUACUUCUUGGGCUGGAAGCCACUGGCCUAUUUGCUGAUCGGUAGUAUUCUCGCCAUGGGCUUGCACCCCGUGGCCGGACACUUCAUUUCGGAGCACUACAUGUUUGCCAAGGGCUUCGAGACAUAUUCUUACUACGGCCCGCUUAACUGGAUUACCUUUAAUGUGGGCUACCACAAUGAGCAUCAUGACUUCCCGGCUGUACCCGGGUCACGACUGCCCGAGGUCAAGCGCAUCGCCAAGGAAUUCUACGACACAAUGCCACAACACACCAGCUGGACCAGGGUUCUUUAUGACUUCAUCAUGGACCCAGCGGUGGGACCAUACGCCCGCGUAAAGCGUCGCCAGCGCGGCCUGGCCUCCUAAACAAUCGAUGCUAUUCAAGGUUUCCUGCCAUGAAUGUAAUCUCAGCGUUAGACCUAAAGCGGCUUUUUAUGUAUAUAUACACCGUAGAGACAUUUACAGCGGACGCAGAAGAGUUGAAGCAGGCAACCAAACACAUAGCACCUGCUAAUCUUCAGUGAUUAGAUAAAGUUCACUCAAUUCGAACAAUUUUGUGUAUACAGUUUUGGUAUUAAUGCUAGAACGUGAACUUAGUUUGACUCGUUGGCCUGACUAAGGAGCACUUUCGAGCGCUUUAAUUAAUUGUUACCUCAUAAGUUGGAAAGCCUGUUAAAUCUAGUGUGUAAUACAUGUCCUAUUAUACUAUUAUCUUAGUAUUUUCGAUACAUAUUUAUAUUGCUUUCAAAUCAUAAAUGUAAAGCCACAAAUUGGAGUGUUUUGUCCCUUAUCGUCACUCCGGGCGGCAGUAAACUACUAAUCAACCGAGCAACUACUAUUUUUGAUAGCCUCUUGAAACGGAUACCUAAGAAUAAAGUCAAAGUGAUUUGCCUGGGGUGGCUGCAUGUACGGAAUACAGUUGAAACUUUUGAGCAAAACUAUAUAAUAAAUGGCAAAAUCCCAAAGUUA